Messenger RNA from Biomphalaria glabrata, 3805 nucleotides. RefSeq lists its product as uncharacterized. Lineage: Eukaryota; Metazoa; Mollusca; Gastropoda; Planorbidae. The transcript has 19 exons. The coding region runs from base 285 to 2300 and encodes 671 amino acids. The record is from RefSeq and is a predicted model, not a curated record.
ACUAAAUGUUGACCAAACGACUGAAUGUUUGAUUGUCUAGAUCACUGAGUCAAAUUUGAGUUUUUGUGUCAAUGUUGAUUGUAGUUUCAUGUCUUGAUGACCCGACAUAGUUCACCUACUUCUUCACCUUUUUCUGGUGUUAUCAAACAAUAAACAUUCAAUGUGUAACUCAUUCCUAUUUAUACUAUAAUAUUUCAUCCGACGUAACCAGCUAUUUUAUAGGGAUUAAAAAAAUAGUGUAUUUUAAUAAAGGUACUCAACAUACCGUAAAAAACAAAAACAAAAUGAAGUUUGAGUUGAUCUACAUUCUUGUUGCCAUGGCAAAGUUAACAUCGGGGGUACCUAUGGGCUUCGACGUCGAGUUUUGCAACAAAAAUAUGGGGAUCGUCACUAACAACGGAACGUAUGAGAAACAGCCUGUGUUUAUCGAUAACUUCCAUAUUGUGGUUGAACAGAAAGAGAUCCACAAGAAGUUAUUAAAUAAUAUUGAUGAAUACUUUUCCCAGCAUUCAGGACGUCUGUACGCGUCUCUCUUGUCCACUAGUUACCCAACACAGUACUGGGUGGAUGCUGGUCUGGACGAAGUUGUCAUGAAACCUCAGGACGAUGUCUGUAGCGAGAAAACAACAGAUUUCAUAGGCGAAGACGCCUACACAAUGUUUGGCGUGAUCAUAGGACCACAUGACUCGUUGGAAAUAAGUCCGCCUGCAGGAUUCUAUCACUGGAACGACCCAGGUCGACUUAAUAUAUCGUAUAAGGGAAGAGACACUUCUCGUGGUAUUAACACCACCAAAUGGUGGACCUGUGAGUAUGACUCCUACAGAUACGCUACAACAUUCACAGAGUGGCAUCUCGCAGAUAUCACCUCCUUUCAACUGCCCUAUGUCUCCCCUCAAGAAGAGAACCCUCCAGUUCUGCCUGUUAGUGCCGACAUCACGGGCGUGGUCAAACGAUUUCGACAAAAUGACACUUAUUUUCAUUUUAGAUAUGAUUUCACACAUGUGAGUAGAAUUCAACCUGACGAUGAACACUUUGAGAUUCCAGCUAAUAUGUUUUGUAUGAGAAUGAUCUACGAAGACGCCCAACUGCCGACCAUCCCAGAGUAUUUCAAGUUCAGAGGUGAACAGGUCAAUGUCAACAACACCAACGCUGAAGUGCCGGACUCGCCAGUCUUGACCUUAUCCAUAGAAGAGUAUAAUCAUCGCCUGGGACUGUAUAUCCAAGACAUUAUCUCCACUCCUGUACAGGCUUACAGUAUCAACGAUAAAGCUUACUUAAGAAUGGUGGAUGACUUUAAUACUGGGCUAUCCUAUCAGAUCAACUUGGAGUCGGGUGACUGCCAGGUCUCACCAAUCGACGGUCAGAGCGUUGAUACCAUUCGCAUGGGCAACGGCUUGGUUCAAAUGAGAGAUACUGCGGCAUUUUUUGACUUGAGUCCACAGUCAUACAGAUACAUUGGCAUACACGAGAAGCGAGGCAUCAAGUGUCGUGUAUGGACCGCUUUCUAUGGCCCUGAUCAGACGUUCGCAGAGUACAUGUCCCUCUACGCCUGGUACUUUGCCGAUCCCGAUUGGAUGAAAGAGAAUGGGUUUAGAGACAAGUUCAGUUUGCCUGUGGCUCUGGAAAUCACAAAAGGAAAUUCCUAUACAGAAUUCAACUUAUUCGAAUGGACAACUGUUGCCAGUUUAUCUCACCCAGACCUGUCUACUUGUUACGAUGUCAACCAGACCAUGAACAUUCAGAUGACUUUUAAAGCCAGAUUUGACCAGUACUACGCACCGGUUAAAACUGACUUUAGACAAGGAUUUUACUCAGCGCUGUUGAAGUCAACAAGCCUCGUUUCAGCAUUACGUAUUGCUGAUUUGGAUGUCCAACCUUCAUCGACCAAUCAGAUCACUGUCCAGUUCAAACUACUGGACAAGCUCAACAUUACUGGGGACGUGGUCAAUGCCACCAAGCAAGUGGCUAGUUCUGUCAUUUACCAGCAGCUGGUCACUGCAGUCGAUGCUGGGACUUUCUCAGUGGAUGUUGGAGCAGGAAAGGCCAGUGCUGUCAUCUACGCUGCGGUCAAUUCAACGUCGUUGGUGCCACCACCUCAUAUCCGUUUCAUUAAACCACCACCAAAACAGGAACAUUCUUCUACAGGCUUCUCGGCAGGUCUAAUGGCUGCUGUUGGAACUGGGUCUCUGGUGUUUGGACUCAUCGUCGGAAUUAGUCUGGUAGCUCUUGUGAAAAGGUGUCGGAACAUCAGGAGCAAUGAUGACCUCACGCUGGACAAACUGAGUGCUGACACCAAUUAAUAAACAUUGCUCUUUAACAUUUUCAUCAACUUCGUCAUUGUCACAAAACUAAAUUAAUGUCAAUCAUUGUCUAAUCGUAGUGGAAGCUCGCUUUCGGAUAAAAGUAGAAUUCCAUUUUUUUUAAAUCUUUAACUUUUUUAACGUACAAAUUAAAGAACUCUUUCGAUCAACUCUUUUUGUAAGAUUGCAUGAAGUGCUCCAGAUCGAGACCAAUCGUCAUUUGGGCAAGGAAGACCAAUAGCUCGUUGCCACGUCACAGGUCAGCAUGACGUGGCAACGAGCUAUUGGUCUCCACUGCCCAUAGGUUGCGACGUCGCAGAUCAGUGUUGAGGCCUACAAUAACGGUUGGUCUCGUCCAGAGAUUGAAGAUUAUAGACACGACUAGAUCGUGUGUGUUUUUGAGUGUUGAGUCUGUACUCAAAUAUUUUCUUUAGUUUUCUUUUGAUGUUAGGACUGACUGUGAACUGAGUCAUUUGAAUGCUGGAUGUUAGGGCUACUCUAAGCAGUGUGGUGUGGAUGCUGGAUGUUAGGGCUACUCUAAUCAGUGUGGUGUGGAUGCUGGAUGAUAGGGCUACUCUUAGCAGUGUGUUGUGGAUGUUGGAUGUUAGGGCUACUCUAAGCCGUGUGUUGUGGAUGUUGGAUGUUAGGGCUACUCUAAGCCCUGUGUUGUGGAUGCUGGAUGUUAGGGCUACUCUAAGCCGUGUGUUGUGGAUGUUGGAUGUUAGGGCUACUCUAAGCAGUGUGUUGUGGAUGUUGGAUGUUAGGGCUACUCUAAACAGUGUGUUGUGGAUGUUGGAUGUUAGGGCUACUUUAAGCAGUGUGUUGUGGAUGCUGGAUGUUAGGGCUACUCUAAGCAGUGUGUUGCGCAUGCUGGAUGUUAGGGCUACUCUAAGCAGUGUGUUGUGGAUGCUGGAUGUUAGGGCUACUCUAAGCAGUGUGUUGUGGAUGCUGAAUGUUAGGGCUACUUUAAGCAUUGUGUUGUGGAUGUUGGAUGUUAGGGCUACUCUAAGCAGUGUGGUGUGGAUGCUGGAUGUUAGGGCUACUCUAAGCAGUGUGUUGUGGAUGCUGAAUGUUAGGGCUACUCUAAGCAGUGUGUUGUGGAUGUUUGAUGUUAGGGCUACUCUAAGCAGUGUGUUGUGGAUGUUGGAUGUUAGGGCUACUCAUCCGUGUGUUGUGGAUGCUGGAUGUUAGGGCUACACUGAGCAGUGCAGCGUGUUGUGGAUGCUGAUGCCUGAGCGGCUAUGAACUAUGUGUUUUGGAGAUUGAUAAUUGGUCGGCUGUAAAUUAAAUAAUUUGUAUGUUAAUAUUAGUGGGGACUGUAAACUUGAGAAAUUUGGAUGUUAAUGUUUGAACGACUGUGUACUUAAGAUAAUGAUGUAAUGGCGAGACUUUGGCUUGUUCUAAAUAAAUUUGACGUUAGAGUUACUAUGAAUUUCUUUCAUUUUUAAUAGUUUUCGACUAUUCGGAUGCAGCUUCUAAACUAUAGACUGAAAAAAAAAAGAAAA